Messenger RNA from Salmo salar (Atlantic salmon), 1017 nucleotides. RefSeq names its product glutathione peroxidase 6. Gene Ontology annotation, biological process: response to oxidative stress. The record is from RefSeq and is a predicted model, not a curated record. Gene Ontology annotation, molecular function: glutathione peroxidase activity. Lineage: Eukaryota; Metazoa; Chordata; Actinopteri; Salmoniformes; Salmonidae.
GUCAAUUCAUCUCUUAGCAUGCAGGGUUACACAAUGGAGUCACCCAUGCUGAACAAUUGCUGAGCCUAUAGUUAUGGUUCUCUGAAUGAGGAGGACCAACAGGGUGGCUUAGUGAAUACCCACCGCUGACUAACUGCUCUGCUCUGGAUAUAGGCUACAAGCUAAAGAAGAAGUAGAACCUCUAAUGGCGUGUGUUAAAUCAAUCUAUGAUUUCAGCGCUGAGACCUUGGACGGUCAGAGCGUUCCUCUCAGUAACUACAGGGGCAAGGUGCUCCUCAUUGUCAACCUAGCCACCUUCUGAGGGUCAACAAUAGAGGAGUACCACAGAAUGAAUGCACUCAUGGAAAUGUUUGGUGACCUCAACUUCACUGUCCUGGGAUUCUCCUGCAAUCAGUUUGGUCUUCAGGCACCUGAGGUUAAUCAUGAAACCCUCAACCUUCUCAAGUAUGUAAGGCCAGGUGGGGGGUUUGUCCCCAAGUUCCCUGUGUUUGGCAAGAUCGAGGUCAAUGGGUUGAAUGAAGAACCUCUUUUCGCCUAUCUCAAGGAGUCUUUGCCCUAUGUGAACCCUGUCAUAGGAGAUAUAAAGAAGUUCUACUGGUCACCCAUCAAAGUCAAUGACAUUCGCUGGAACUUUGAGAAGUUUCUAAUCGAUUCUGAUGGGGCGCCUUUCAGGCGUUAUGAACUUCAUGGCCCUACUGAGAACGUGGAGAAAGACAUCGCAGGCCUACUAUAAAUGGAGUCAUCUGUUCCCUUUAUGGCUGUCAAGAAAGUGGGUCCUUCACCAGCAGAGGCAGAGUGAUGAUCCCUCAGUAAAUGCAGACUAAAUGCAGCUGAGCUGGAUCUGAUGGAGAAGGGAGAAGGACUCUGAGUUUCAGUGCAUUCACUCAGAAUAUCAGAUCCCUCCAGCCCCUGUUGGUGAUCAGUAGGCCUAUCACUAUGGUCUAAAUAUAACUAUCCCCUUUUGUUAUUGUUGCAAAACAGAGUUAGUCAAUAAAUAUUUUGGCUGAAAUCUUAAAA